AUGCCGUACGUCCCGCCGCACCGCCGAAACCAGGUCCCGGCGCCAGCUGCCGGCGCAGAGUCGCAAGGCAAGUCGCUCAGCGACCUCGACUACUCUGUCGACCGGGGCCGGGACUUGUCAGUCGACCGACUGGCCGAGGCUACCGGCUAUAAGUACAACCCAAAGGGCGCGCCGUCACGCUUCGGCUCCGCUGGCCGCAACCCGCACCGGCCGCUGGGCGAGGGCGAGGACGUGCCGGGCGGGGCGCGGCUCGACGAGGACGGCAUGGUGUACGACAUGGGCGGCGGCCAGUGCACCUAUUUCCAGGACCGGAUGCGGCAGUACCCCUUUGCGACAGAGACGGCGGGGCUCGCGCUGCUGCGCCGGCUCCUCCUGGUCAACGAGCGUGUCUUUGCCCUCUCCGACGCGCGCGUGAACGCCACCUCGGACCCCACAGAGACGGCGCGUCACGGCGAGCACCUGUACGUGAUGAAGCCGACGAUGAAGUCCGCGCCAAAGAGUGCGGGAAUGGCCCCGGGGAGGCACGGGGAAUUCCCCCCCCCUGGGUGGCAGGCGCUCUACCUGCGCCUAAAGUCCUUCCAGCGCUUCACCGAGAGCUGGGCACUCUUCGAGCGCGCCGCCGCACGAGGCGUCUUCGACCCGUGGCUGCAGCUUGACUUGGUCUCCCUCGACCUGCAGCCGUCGUGGGAGCCGUACCUGCUCGCGCUGCCAGAGCCGGCCGAGGCGGAGGCGGGUGGCGGCGGCACCACGUACCGCUUCGCGCAGUGGGAUAUCAAGGCGGGCGUCGACGCGCGCGACGCGGCGGGCGGCCCGCUCGACCUCUGCCUCGUCUCGAACGUGCUCGUCUACUGUUCCGACGAGCCGUCCGCCGCCGUGCUCGCCGCGCUGCUGGAGAGCGGCGUCAAGGCGAUCCUCCUCAAUGAACGCGGCGGCGAGCAAAAGAUGGUCGGCAUGGUCGAGCGGCACGGCGUCGUCGUCGCCAAGCUGCUCGACCAGGACUCCGCUGCCGGCCGGGACGACAGGCAGCUCGUCUUUGCGCCUGCCGGCACUUCGCUGCCGAGCCCGAGCGGAGCGCUGGCGCAUGUGUUUCCCAACGUGCCGUAUGAGGAGUCAAAGCAGAGGUAGUAGCCACCACACGUUGGGGGGAGCAGGGGGUUGACAUCCGUGAUUUUCACGCAAAAUCCACAAAAAUUACGACUCA
This is a messenger RNA of Emiliania huxleyi CCMP1516, 1201 nucleotides long. RefSeq lists its product as hypothetical. The record is from RefSeq and is a predicted model, not a curated record. The coding region runs from base 1 to 1125 and encodes 374 amino acids. The transcript has 9 exons. NCBI's taxonomy places the organism in Eukaryota, Haptophyta, Isochrysidales, Noelaerhabdaceae.